CAGGCGCAGCAAAGGCAAAAGGCAAAGCAGGCUCAGGCUGGCCUCUCCUCUCUCUCACCUUUUCCAUUGCUUUUCCUCUACAUCUGCUGCAUGCUUGCUUGCUUUCUUUCUUGCUUGCUUUUCUCCAAGAUUAUUACACAGAGACAGAGGGUGCAGAGGCUGGCUGUGAGUGAGAGCAGGAGACUGGGAUUGGGACCCUCCUGUCUUCUUCUUUCCCCUUCCUCCUGUCCUGCUCCUCUUCUUCUUCUUCUUGGAAUACUCCUGCUUGGUUUGGUAUUCUCUUCACUCCCCUGGCUGUUUCUGGUUGAGCUCUUUCUUGCCUGUGUGUGUGUGUGAGAGAGAGAGAGAGAGAGAAUUGGUGAUUGCCCCUCUCUCCCCAACCCCAGCUACCAACAAAAUUUCAAUCCUCUCUUUUCCUUUUGUUUUAGGACUUGUUCCAAGGAGGGAGCAUAUGGAUUGAUUCACCAGCCCGCACCCACUGCUGUGCUAAUCAAUCCAUCAUCAAUUCAGAUUACUGAGGGAGAUGCCGUCUGCUUCCGCCGCUCUUGUGCUCCUCUUCGUCGCCUUCUCGCUCUCCAAUGCUCAGCCUGGUUUCAUCAGCUUGGAUUGCGGGGGAGACGAUGAUUACACGGAUGGCAUUGGGAUCCAGUGGACUUCUGAUGCCAAGUUUGUCUCUGCUGGCCAGAAAGCGAACCUCUUGCUCCAAAAUCAACAAUUGCAGCAAUAUACCACCGUUCGCUCUUUUCCAGCAGACAACAGGAAGUAUUGCUACACCAUGAAUGUCAGGAACAGAACACGCUACCUUGUUAGAGCCACCUUCCUCUAUGGCAACUUCGACAACAGCAAUGUCUACCCAAAGUUUGAUCUCUCCCUUGGACCGACCCCAUGGACCACCGUUGUCAUUGAUGAUGCCACCACCCCAGUCGUCCAGGAGGCGAUUAUCCUCGCUGCUGCUCCAACACUCAGCGUUUGCCUCUCUAAUGCCAGCACUGGACAGCCCUUUAUUUCUACUCUCGAGCUUCGCCAAUUUAACGGCUCCCUCUACUACACCACUGAUGAAAAACAGUUCUUUCUUAGACUCUCUGCGAGGAUCAAUUUUGGUGCUGAAAGCAAUGCAUCAGUCAGGUAUCCUGAUGAUCCAUUUGAUAGAAUAUGGGAGUCUGAUUUAGUGAGGCGAGCAAAUUACCUUGUCGAUGUUGCUCCGGGGACGGAGAGAAUAUCAACUACAAAACCCAUCUUCGUCAGUACCAACGAAGAACCACCUCAAAGGGUCAUGCAAACUGCAGUUGUUGGCAAAAAUGGAUCCUUGACCUACCGGAUUGAUUUGGAAGAUUUCCCAGGAAAUGCAUGGGGAGUCUCAUAUUUUGCAGAAAUUGAAGAUUUGACCCCAAAUCAAACUAGGAAAUUUAAGUUAGUCAUUCCAGGCAAGCCAGAAUUCAGUAAACCAACUGUUGAUGUGGAAGAGAAUGCUCAGGGAAAGUAUCGUCUAUAUGAACCAGGCUACACAAAUAUUCCACUUCCAUUUGUUUUCUCUUUUGGAUUCAAGAAGACUAAUGAUUCGUCAGAGGGACCUAUAUUGAAUGCCAUGGAGAUCUACAAAUAUAUAGAGAUUUCUGUGGGAUCUCAAGAUGCAAACAUUAUGGCCAGCUUGGUCUCACGGUAUCCAGAAGCAGGUUGGGCACAAGAGGGUGGUGACCCUUGCUUACCAGCAUCAUGGUCUUGGGUGCAAUGCAGUUCUGAGGCAGCACCUAGGAUAUUUUCAAUCUCAUUGUCAGGGAAGAACAUUACAGGGAGUAUCCCUGUGGAAUUAACGAAGCUAUCGGGGCUGGUCGAACUAAAGCUUGAUGGUAACUCAUUUACUGGUCAAAUUCCUGAUUUCACUGGAUGCCAUGAUUUACAAUAUAUUCACCUUGAGGACAACCAAUUAACCGGUGCAUUGCCACCUUCCUUGGGAGAACUACCUAACCUGAAAGAGUUGUAUAUUCAGAACAAUAAGCUGUCUGGAGAGGUCCCACAAGCGCUUUUCAAAAAGAGCAUUAUUUUCAACUUCUCAGGAAACAGUGACCUUCGCAUGGGACACAGUAACACUGGCCGCACUAUAGUAAUUAUUGUAUGUGCUGUGGUUGGGGCCAUUUUGAUUCUUGUUGCUGCUAUUGUUUGUUACCUGUUCACAUGCAAAAGGAAGAAGAAAUCAUCGGACGAAACCGUUGUUAUUGCGGCACCAGCAAAAAAGCUAGGCUCAUUUUUCAGUGAAGUGGCCACGGAAUCGGCGCACAGAUUUGCAUUGUCUGAAAUUGAAGAUGCUACUGACAAAUUUGACAGAAGAAUUGGUUCGGGAGGGUUUGGCAUAGUAUACUAUGGAAAGCUUACAGAUGGGAGAGAAAUCGCAGUCAAACUUCUCACAAAUGACUCCUAUCAAGGCAUCCGAGAAUUCCUGAAUGAGGUAACAUUGCUUUCAAGAAUUCAUCAUAGAAACCUGGUGAGCUUCCUUGGUUACAGCCAGCAAGAUGGUAAAAAUAUACUUGUGUAUGAAUUCAUGCAUAACGGGACGUUAAAAGAACACCUCCGUGGAGGCCCUGAUGAUGUAAAAAUAAAUAGCUGGGUCAAGCGUCUUGAGAUAGCAGAAGAUGCUGCAAAAGGAAUAGAGUAUCUCCACACAGGAUGCUCCCCAACUAUCAUCCACAGAGACCUCAAGAGCAGUAACAUUCUCCUUGACAAGAACAUGAGAGCAAAAGUUGCAGACUUUGGCUUGUCAAAACCUGUUGUCGACGGGUCUCAUGUAUCAAGUAUAGUUAGAGGAACAGUUGGAUAUCUGGACCCAGAGUACUAUAUCUCGCAGCAGCUAACAGAGAAGAGUGAUAUGUACAGUUUUGGUGUCAUUUUACUUGAGCUAAUCUCAGGCCAUGAACCAAUCUCAAAUGACAACUUUGGGCUCCACUGCCGUAACAUUGUUGAAUGGGCUAGAUCGCACAUGGAGAGUGGGGAUAUCCACGGCAUCAUUGAUCAGUCGUUAGACGCAGGGUACGACCUGCAGUCGGUGUGGAAGAUUGCGGAGGUGGCGACGAUGUGCGUGAAGCCCAAGGGGGUGCUGAGGCCGUCCAUCUCGGAGGUGCUCAAGGAGAUUCAGGACGCCAUUGCCAUCGAGCUGCAACGGGAGCUGCCCUCCAGCAUUCACCACCUCAUGUCCAAGACGUCUCCCUCCGAAGCCGUCAACACGACAGGCAGUCUGCAAGACCUGGAGCAGAAUGCGUCGUUUGAUGAGCUGCUCAUGCGCCCAGGUCUCAGGUAGAGGUAGCACAUACGGAUUACAGACUCUUCUAAUACUAUAUUUCUAAUAUUCGUUGAUAGGUUAAGCAAGCUGUGCAUGACUUGUUUAGAUUUGCCACCGAGCAACGAAUUUUGGGUGAAUUUGUCCUUCAGGUCGUCGUGCACUUUUGAAAUGAUCAUGUGCAUUCAUUCUCGUUCAUUCUUA
Molecule: messenger RNA, 3472 nt
Organism: Oryza sativa Japonica Group (Japanese rice)
Lineage: Eukaryota; Viridiplantae; Streptophyta; Magnoliopsida; Poales; Poaceae
Source: RefSeq, a predicted model, not a curated record